ACACCGCGGAUGCCUCACUGACGCGCGUGUUUCUCGUUGAGAAUGUAAACAAAAUUCUGUACGUGUAUUCAGGCAAUGUUUUUCCCCGCAAUUCACCAGUGAUUGCGUUCACUUUUUUUGUUAUUGAAAUUGUGAGAACAAAGGGCGGAGAUUGCUCGGUGUAAAUUGUUUGUAUUUAGUUUAGUAUUUUUUUUAAAACGGGAAGUGUGAGUUUCGAGGUGAGUGAUUGCGGCGAAUUAACGACUUGGUGGUGUUGAUUUCAACAAUUGGGGGGAAGAGAUUAAUUGUGGAGACAGCUAUCACGUGGUGACGACAACGGGGCCGUUGUGGGCGAUUCUCACGGAGUGUUUGGCGUGAAUCUGUGCUAUUGGAUUGGAAAUAUCGGGCGGCGUGGGAAACAAGGGAGUUGGGGGCUCGAUAAUCGAGUAGCUGAUGGGGUUCAUCGGUGUCGAAGAUGAACAAAAAGUCUGCGCCAGCCGACAUGAACUAUUCUCCUUGUGAUGCAAAAUGAUCGAUUACAAGACGAGUCCCUGAAUGCGAGGACGGCAAGAUAAAAGACGCCGAGGAUAAUCGUAUUUCCAGAAAAAUGGGAAACAGCAGCUCCCAUCAACACUGUCCGACGAAUUUAGCAUCUCAGGAGAUGGGACGCGGUUGGACACAAUCAUUUCCCCGUGAAUUGACGCGACACCACUCACAACCCCCGGGGCACAAGGUCCUGCCUGAACCACCCAAUCAGCGUUUACGUGCUACCAAUAAUGGUAAUAUCAUUCACAACGGUGGCACCAUAAGUGGCCGAAGACCAUCAGCUUUGACGCUGCCGCACGAUCUUAACAAGCAAGAGGCACACCGCAGCAGAAGUGCCUCAAACAUGGCACCCCGUGCCCGCGAUCACGGCAACCACCACUACUGCAGUGGUCACUACCGUCCCUGCAACGGCAGCUGCCGCGGCUCGGAAAUGAUGGAAAUAAAGCGAUUCGGAAGUGAGCCGGACCUUCGUUACUCCCCAACCGAGCCAAGACGUCACAACGAGACCCGUCACUCUGGCUACUACCCCGAACGGGAGAGCCGUUACCGCGGCAAAAAGAAGUACAAAGCCCCAGCACCGCCGACCAACGGUGAUGGCUCAUCACCAGACUCUUACAAGUGGGAAAUUAUCGGCCGAGAGCGUGAAAAUAUGAGACAGGAGGAUGAUCCCAGCGUUCAGCCGCCACCAAGAAGAUCGAGACUCUUCAAGACCCGUGCCGAGACCAAAAGACAAUCAAGUAAUUGGCAGUCACAGCAGGAGAAUAACGACAGCCUCUUGGACAGCGACAGAAGAUGGCGCAGCGGUGAUAAUCGAGGAUCCGGCAAAGAGAAUAGAUCGAUAUUGAGGGAGUAUCACGAGCAGGAUCGAUGGUCCAGAGACGACAGGAAGAGAUCCAAGAAAUUUGACGGUAAGAACACGCUCCAGCGGAGUCUAUCGAGCCCGGAAUUCCAGGCUGAAUUGAUGCAGGUCGCGAGAAAAGUCCGUAACAAACUCAGUUACAACAAGAGAGUUGGACCGGUUGGUGCUGCAACAGUGACCACCACAACUGAACAGCGCACUGAUUUGCGAAUUUCAAAGUCUAUGACGUCCAUCAUCGAUAGCACGAGGGAUAAUCAGUGUGAUCGCAAGAAUGCCCGAGUGACACGAGGCAAAAACAAGAGUGUUGAGGAGCCAUUGGAGAAUAGACGUGAUGAAAUUCGGAGUUCAGCGAGAUUUAAUGGUGAUAAAAAAUUUCAAGAACGUGCUAGGAGUGAGAACGGAGUCAUUAGGAGCCAUCAGGAAGUACGUUUAUACGAGGAGAGCAGAAUGGACACUCAACAUGUUGAGGAACGUGAGAAUGUUAGCCACAGGAGAAGAGUUCGUGAAAAGUCGACGACCUAUGAGGACAAGGUCAUUGGUAAUGAUUGUACUGAUUUCAAUGGGGGUGGCAAAUUAUUGAAUGGACAGUGUCAUGGGGAGAAGAGAAAUGACAGGGUAAAGAUGGCUGAUGGUGGCUGUAAAAAUGAGAUGAAGGGGGAGGUGGGUAGAACGAGGUCGGAUAGCCCGGGACAGCGGUUGUGCAGAGACAGAAUAGAUGUCAGGGGUCAAGGUUCUGGGAGAGAGAGUACGCCGGAGCCACCGAGGGGAGAGAAUGAGAAGAUCGCGGAUAACAGGAGGAGAAGAAAUGAGAAGGUGGAAAUCACUGGGAAUUGUGAGAAAUGGACAGCUGGGGGUAAAACGGAAAAGUAUCAGGUGAUGGCUUACGAGAAUAACAGCACGAAGGAAUCGAUGGAGAUCGUCAAGAAGAAUUGGAAUGUCAACAAUGGUUUAUCGACGAAAGAGAAACAGCCCGCGAAGAAAUUCUACUUUGAUACCGAGGAUAAUAAAGUGGAGACGAGUACUCAGCACAAGACCAACCGGAUUCAAAAGCGACUGCAUGAAAAGGAAUACACCAAGUCUCAGAAUGAGGUUGAUGAGAUAAAAAUUCAAAACGAAGAUAUAGCCCUUAAAUUACGUCCGACCUUGCCGAAGAAGCAAUUGGAGAUUCCGCGAUUCUCACCGUCGGCUGCGUGGAGAUUGUUGUCCGCCUUGGAGACACCAGGACCGACCAUGAGCACAGCCAGUGAAGAAAUGCCAGUAAUGUACGAAGAGCGUAUCGAAAGGUUAUCGAGGCCGCCCCCUCCCCUGAUAGCCCUGGGUCCCCGGAGCUCCCACGACAAGUCCGGGGACUCCGGCAUAUCCGGGGACGCCGGAGGGCCGAACGAGGACUCCCCGAACAUCAGCACCAACCGACUGAAAACCCAGGCAUCGAGGCCCACCUGGACCCCCCAACAGGACCUCGGGGAGGAGUCUAGCAGUGACGCAGGUGUCGAUUCGCCCCCCCCAAUGCCCCCUUCCGUCAAAUUUCCCUCCAGACCCCACGUAUUCUCCCUCUCCCUCCCCAGAGACGACAAUCGCCACACAGUCUACACAGUUGACAAGACAAAAGACAACGGAUCCUUCAAUUCCCUCCAGAAGAUCAAAAAAUCGGUGUCUGGGGCGUUUGGACUGGGCUCCGGGGAAUUCGAGAGGAAGCGAAACGAAAUGCUCGACGACAACUGGCUGCUGUCCACCAGUGCUCCCACAUCACUACAGCACAACCAGGUGAACCACAUCGGAAGUAACAGGGAGAAUGGGGGCAACUCCCCAGGAUGGGACACUAAUUUCGCUGUUGAGAAUUUCGAGGACGAGCCGAUGGAGGAGGAUAAGCCCGACUUUCCCGUUGUCAUGAAGCCCCCGUCGUUCUCAUAUCUAGCGUCAGGAGGGCAUGUGAUGUAUCUCCCCUCGUCCAACGGAACUGACCACAGAACCCAGAGCUUGAACUACAGGAAUUCUCUCGGUGAUGUGACCGCCAAAAACGCCAUCUCGAAGAAUUCGAAACCCCCAAAGUCCAAGGGUAGACUGACUGCGCCAAAUGGCUUGACUAAUGCAUUCAGCAAUGGGAUAAUCUCGGAGAAGUUCAAGGAGAACGGAAAUCUCCAUCGCGAAAGGUCCUUCAUUAACCUGGGCCCGAAGGACCGUGCAUCCAUGAAUUUCUCGAAAUCCUGUGAGAAUAUCUCCGAGAUGAAGCAGCGAAGCUGUUCGCCGUCCAACGAGCCGGAGAAUCUACAAGAUAAGAAGAAUGAUCUUAGUAAUUUGAAACUAGCGAUAAAGCCAAAUCCAAAGGGUAAGCGGUUUACCUUCCAGUCGACGGUGAGGCAGAUCGAACGCAGGAGAUUGGCGGAAAAAUUGUCACGUGAGGCUGAGGCCAAAGAGCGCCAGAGGAAGAGUGAGCUGGAGGCUAUGAGGAAGGUGGAGGAGGAGUUUCAGAGGAAGCGAGCUAAAGAGAAGGCUAAUAUCAGGCAGCAGUUGAGGCUGUACAGUAUGGACGAGAAUUCGAGUAGUUUGCCUCCAGUAUGGGACUCUCACGUGUCUCGUGCGGAUCCGGACGGCGCGCCGUCCUCAUCAGCAUCGUCACCGACUUCCGCACCACCUGGUAAACACACUAGCAAUAGAAAGGCCAGUGUCAGUAGUGACGAGUAUCACAGGAAAAAAGAAUGUCGCAUACAGCAGCAAUCGCAAACGCCGAGAGAAUACAAAGACUAUCGUCCCAAGUACUACGAUUGGGCGGGUAGUAACGAGUCAUCGUCUCAUCUCGAGAUCAAGCAGACCACUGUUCAUCCCAAGGUUGUCUGCGAUAUUCCAAAAAGUUCUCAUGUGUUCGUUGACACGAAUACUCAUACGGGAAAGCCAAAUUCCAGUUCAACGCCACGUUCAGAUAAUUACAGGAAAGAUUUUGCUCACGGUGCUGUCGCAGCCAGAUCGUCCCUGGCCAGCAGUGACAGUGAAUUAUCCCAGCCAAAUACUCGCCCUCACUCUAGACAGAAUGGAAAUAAAAACAGCAAGCCUGUUCGUACUAGGGAAGAGUCAUCGCCAAAGGUUAAUAACGACCAGGAAACAAGAUCGACGACAUUAGCGAGGUCGACGAGUCCAGCUAGGAGCUCAGAGGUCGCAAGUUCAGAGGAAGAGGCACCGGUUGAAGCCAUCAAACAAGAACGCAAUUCCAUCACACCGGGAACUGGAUUUAUUCUCAAUACUGUACAGCCAUUUGUCAGAGAAAAGAGCUAUCGACCUAUUUCGUUCAAUCCUCAACCACCACCACCACCGCCUCCACCAGUAAUCCUGUCGAUGACCUGGCUGAAAGGUCGAGUGGGUGCAGCGUAUUACAACAUCGCGACAUCCGAGUUAUUCGUAAUGGACGACGUAAUCGAAGAUGACUUCAGCUACUGCAUCACAAGAACUCUGUACAGGCAGUGCCAGCCGCGCUACGUGAUCACAUCAUCAGGCAGUCCCGAGGCCUUCACAAACGUCCUGAAGAAGCUGAUCGUGAAGGACACAGCAGACACCUCAAUGUCCAGUGGCUCUGGGCUGGAUCGCGCCUCCCACGUGGCCCUGAAAAUCCUCUCGAAGACCUCAAACACCUUCGAGGACUGCGUUCACCGCGUGAACCUCUUAAACCUGACCUCAGAGCCCCAGGGGAUGACCAGCACGGAGAGAAUAACCUUCCUCAACUCAGUCCUGAAUUACAACUCAAAGCUGAUGCUCCACGCCCUGGGGAUGCUGCUGAAGUACAUCGACACCAACUGGGGGAAACUGGCUCUCGAUCCCAACGGCGAGGCUGUCUACCUCUACGUGAACUACGUGAGACUGAAGGACCUCGUGAUGAUCGAGGAGGAGACGUACAAGGAGCUCAACAUCAUGCAGACGAAGUACCACCCCAGUUUGUUCAAAUUCGGUGCCUCAGUCAAGCACGAGGGGAUGAACCUCUUCACUCUGCUGAACCGAUGUCAAUCGAGGAUUGGGGUCAAGUACCUCUGGAGGCUGAUGCAGCAGCCAACUAGGGACGUGACUGUCCUCCAGGAUCGCUUUCGAGUGACUGAGUUCUUCUUGAACCCUGACAACAGGAAUCUCUUCGAGAGCUUGAGGAGCAGCUUGAAGAACCUCGUUCGCUUGACUCCAGCUCUGCUGAAUCGUUAUGCCACUCCCCUGGCCAAACCCCACGACUGGAAGAAGCUCAGUGCUGCAUUGUCGAGUGUCAUUCACAUUGGGGAGCUGUGUGACUCCUGCAGGGGGUCCGCGAUGAUCUUCAGCAGAGUCGCUGACUCGAUCACCAGGCACAUGCACCAGUCUCGGUACUUCAUUGAUUAUAUCGUCGAUUAUGAGAUGAGCAAGCACCAGGGGAAGUUCGCGGUCCGGGCUGGGGUCGACACUGAGCUCGAUGAGCUGAAUGACAUGAGGAAGUCGCUUCCUGAUAUGCUGGCCAAGUAUGUGAUGAAGGACAUGCCGGCUUUGCCGGAUUCUGUGGACACUGCGAAGCUCAUUUAUCUUCCGGAUAUUGGGUUUCUGCUGGGGAUUACUGGGUGGGUUGGAGAACCCCCUGAGGAGGUCGAGAUCGAGGGGAUGGAGUUCAAGUGCUCCAUCGGGGGGAUACGGCAUUACAAGAGUGACACUGCUAGAGAAUUAGACGAGGGCGUGGGAGAUAUUCUGUGCAAGAUAACUCAUCGUCAGAGUGUUAUUCUCAUGAAACUGAUUGAUUUCCUCAGUGAAGACAUUGUAUCCAUUACUAAGGCCAUUGAAUGCUGUGCAGAACUGGAUGCAUUGAUGUCCCUCUCGACAGUGGCCCGAGAUCACAACUACACCCAGCCAAAAAUUGUGAAAUCCCACGUGAUCGACAUAAAGGAUGGACGACACCCACUUCGCGAGUUAUUCAGUCAGUACGUCGCGAAUGACACGCAAUCCGGAGAAAGUAGCAGUCUGAUCAAGAUCUUUUCAGGUCCAAACGCGUGCGGCAAGACAGCCUACAUGAAGCAGAUAGCACUGAUCGUGUACAUGGCGCACAUCGGCUGCUACGUGUCAGCAAGCUCAGCGCGGAUCGGAGUCAUCACGAAUAUCUUGACGCAAAUUCCCUUGAUGGAGAGCAGCUGUUACAACGCCAGUUCCUUCCUGAUAGACCUCCGACAGAUCAACAACAUUCUCUACUCGUCAACCCCGAAUUCACUGAUCAUCAUGGAUGAGUUUGGAAGAGGGACUGCCGAAAUCGAUGGACUGGCUCUUCUCGCCAGUGUCCUCAACAACUUCAUCAAACGCAAGAACUACUGUCCCCACGUCUUCGUGGCCACCCACAUGCACAGGAUCGGCAGUAUUCUCCCACCAGAUCCAAUCUUCGAGCUGCAGAUGUUUGAUUACGUCUUCAGUGAGGAGAACACCCUGGUCUUCCUGUACAAGGUGAUAUCAGGCUGCGUCGAAAAGAGCUUCGCGCAUGAAGUCGCGAGGAGUAUGGGCUUGGAGGAUGAUGUAUUGAAUGAAGCUGUUGAGAUAUUCGAAUCCAUGAGGAGGGGAGAAAUGCCACCAACGAAACCUCAGGAGGACGGGAGGACUAUGAUGAGGCGUAUUGCUAAUGUAUCGAAGGAUGAGGAGAAUACGGAGGCGGGGAAACUCAAGGAUUUGAUCAAGAACACAAUGAUGAGGGAAUUGUAAA
Diachasma alloeum is the source of this 7061-nucleotide messenger RNA. RefSeq lists its product as uncharacterized. The record is from RefSeq and is a predicted model, not a curated record. The transcript is spliced from 14 exons. Gene Ontology annotation, biological process: mismatch repair; chiasma assembly. Gene Ontology annotation, cellular component: nucleus. Gene Ontology annotation, molecular function: ATP binding; ATP-dependent DNA damage sensor activity; mismatched DNA binding. The coding region runs from base 587 to 7060 and encodes 2157 amino acids. NCBI's taxonomy places the organism in Eukaryota, Metazoa, Arthropoda, Insecta, Hymenoptera, Braconidae.